Chinchilla lanigera (long-tailed chinchilla) is the source of this 6019-nucleotide messenger RNA. RefSeq names its product Jrk helix-turn-helix protein (gene Jrk). The transcript is spliced from 2 exons. Gene Ontology annotation, cellular component: nucleus. Gene Ontology annotation, molecular function: DNA binding. Bases 3040 to 4719 code for a protein of 559 amino acids. NCBI's taxonomy places the organism in Eukaryota, Metazoa, Chordata, Mammalia, Rodentia, Chinchillidae. The record is from RefSeq and is a predicted model, not a curated record.
AUGGUGUGCAUAUAUGUGUAUGGGUAUGAGGGUGUGGUAUGAAUGCUGGGUGAUAAUGUGUGUGUGUCGUUCUGGGCAGAUCACUGCCCUCCCCGAAUAAAGCCCAGGUCUUCUCAGCCGUGAGCCCAGAUGUGGUUGACCUCCUGCAGUCCUCUUCCAAACCCAUGGGCUGACCCUGCCAUGUAGCUGAGCUCUCUGACUGCAGCCCUUUGUCUGGAAGGGAGCCUAGGCCUUGCUCAGGUUCUGGAUGUCUCAAAAGAGGAAUUGCCAGGCACCUGUCCUCCAGGAGGGUCUUAGGUGGGGCAUCCCAACCAGGUUUUAUCAGUGUGCACUUGAGGGGUGGCACUGGGGGACUGAAUCUCAGGAGCACCCACCACCCUUCUGUCUCUAAUUCUCCCAAGACGCCUGUUUACCCAGAAGAGACAGCUUUCCCUAGUCUCACCAAGUACUAUCAGUGAUCCUACCCCAAACCCACUCUCCUCCUGUGCCCAGCCCUCAGCUCCGCCGGCAGCUCCUCUGCCUCUUCAUGCUCUUCGUGCCCACUCCUUCCUCCUGGAGGGACUUGGUGAGCCAGGAGGACCCCAGAUGCUUCCAGGACAGUUUCCUUUCUCUACCACUGGGCUGCGAACUUCACAAACCCUCUCUGCCUGCGACACCCACCUAAGAUUCUCCUGGAAGGAUGAGUGGCUGAUUCCUCACUUGGGGUGCCCAAAACCUGGGCAAGGGGCACUUCCAGGGCUCAGGCCCCCUUCCAGGCAAAGGGAUGCAGGCAGAGGGCACAGGUGUAUGACAGGGUCAGCCCAUAGUUUGGAAGAGGACCGCAGGAGGCCAACCACACAUGGCCUCAUGGCUAAGACCUGGGCGUUAUUUGGGAAUGGAAGUGAUCUGCGCAGACUUACUCUCUCCAGGCUACUGCUGUGAAUGGCCAUGGGACCUGGCCAGCAAGGCGGCUGCUGCAGCAGUCCAGGUUUGAUCUGGACGUGUGACCCUGUGCACUGGGGCAUGGCUAGGAGGGAAGCUCUGUGGCAGGCUCCAGGGCACACCACUGUAUUUCUACCUUCUUUCUCUCUUUCUGACCCCCCUCCCCACUGCCAUAGUGAACCUCACCCUUAAGAGGAAGCCUGAAGUUUCCGGAGUAAGGCGGGAGGCCUUGUUCUAAUCCAAACCUCAACCCCUGCCAUAUUAGCCAGGUCUGGGAGGUGCACUCCAUCCCAGGUCCACAGGGCGGCAGCAGAGAGCCAAACAUCAGAGUAGGGACAGCCUGGGGGGACCUGGUUGUACUAAGAGCCCUGCUGAGAAAGCUCUUCCAAGGGUCUUGGAUUCUCUCUUUCUGACCCCCCUCAUCAUGUGCUUGCUGUGUGUCUUAACCCAACUGCCUCCUCUGUUAAACACAUUUAACUCUGGUGUGCAACUCGUGGUCCACGGAACCAUGUGCUGGAUACGGUGGUUGCUGUUUCAAGGCGGUAAGUUUUGGAGUGGUUUGGUUUGCAACAGCUGACAGCUGAUCACAGGGUAAAGAGAGAAAAAAGGGGACAGGAAAGAGGCAACUGCCAGAUCCUGGAGGUACGGACGAGGGGUCAGCUGCUGGAGAGGUAAAAAAGAUAGGUUUUCUGGAGAGAGGUAAUCAGAGCUCCUGGCUGACCGGAUAUCGGCUGUGAGGGAAAGGGAGGGAAGGAGCCCUGCGCAUGCUCACCCCGUUAUUUCUGUCUGGGAAAAAGGACUGCCGCCCUUCUCCCAAGACUCUCCAAUUCUUUUGCCCAGUCUUCAAGAGUCAUAUUCCCUCUCUCUUGAUCUACCUGAUGUUUUCACUUCCCUAUGGACUGCCAUAGCCCGAUGACGGAAAGGUAGUUUUUUGCAUCGUUCCCCUAAAUUCCUCCGGGCCCUGUCUAUGGAAAUUUACUCCUGCUCACACAGGAGAGAUUCUGAGUUUUCUGACCCAACUAAGUGAGAAGGUGGAGUUGCCGCUGACUGAGACGGGAGAACUGUGGAUGGCGCAAGGCUGGGCAGGAGAGUGGAGGUUGUUUCAGAUCCCUGCCUUUGCAGUGCUGUUGGGAAGCUGUGUGUAGUAGACGGCGGUUCGGAUUUCGGAGGGGGCAUCUAGCGCGAGACGUGAAUCCGGGAGCCGUCAACCUUUCCAAGUAUUAAAGUACUGAUACCGGAGAUCACGUGGGGGAUUGCCAGCCCACACAGCAAACACAGCUAAGGAGUGGGUCACGGCAGCUGGGGAUGCAAGGCGGUGCGGAGAUGCAGGCAGUGUAGGAUCCUGGGAGCCAAGGGAAGAAUGGGAAGUGAAGUAGGAACGGGUCCGGAAGCCCUCGCGGUGGAGGCGGCCCUGGCCACGCUUGGCCUUCCGCGUUGACCCUUCUCUGAUGACAGAACCUCACUCAGCACAGGAUUUCCACUCAUAACACCGGAGUUCGGGAAGUUCCGUGACAAAGUCCCUACGAAAGGGUAGACCAAGCCACAGUGCCCCGCCCCGCUCGUCCCUCUGGAAGAGACUGGGCGCGCCCCCUACACACCAUCGAGGCCGAGUCUUCCGUCCUGCCUAGAGCGCCCCGGAAGUGACCUGGGGAAGGCCUCGAGGCGCGGACCGGCGGAGGGCAGCACUUCCGGCGGACGGCAGCGGCUCGGUGCACUCAGUUUCUGAAGGGCUGUGAGUGAGACACUAUUGUGGACCGUGGAGAGGCAUUCUGAGCUCAUGCUGCAAAACCUGCAUUGACCUGAAACCUGGCAGUGUCGAGCGAGCUCAGUUGCUGUCUAUGCAGAGAAGACCCAGGUUCCAGCCGUGGAGCAGUCCCAGGCAGCGUGACACUGGCCACCUGUCCGGCAGAGAGACCUGGUAACAGACUAUGUUGCUAGGGGCCAACGCCUGAGCUCGCUGACACUGAGGGAAGGCUGAGGCAAGAGGUUGCUACAAGUGAAAAGCAGAGCCACUGAGGCACUGGGCUUGAGCCUGGAAUCAGCAGAUCAGCAAGGGCAGAGGGGAGAGGGAAAGACUGAGGCAGGGAAGGAGUAGUGCCGGAUCAGCCCCCGCUCCCCAUGGCCUCCAAGCAGAAUGCUGCAAAAGGCAGAGGGGAAAAGCGGAAGCGGGUGGUACUGACCCUGAAGGAGAAGAUUGACAUCUGCACGCGCCUGGAGCGCGGAGAGAGCAGGAAGGCGCUGAUGCAGGAGUACAAUGUGGGCAUGUCCACCCUGUAUGACAUCAAGGCUCACAAGGCCCAGCUGCUCAGGUUCUUUGCCAACUCAGACUCUAGACAGGCACUGGAGCAGCGGCGCACUCUGCACACGCCAAAGCUCGAGCACCUGGAUCGUGUGCUGUAUGAGUGGUUCCUGGUGAAGCGUGCUGAGGGCGUCCCUGUGUCAGGUCCCAUGCUCAUCGAGAAGGCCAAGGACUUCUACGAGCAGAUGCAGCUAACUGAGCCCUGUGUGUUUUCUGGAGGGUGGCUUUGGCGCUUUAAGGCCAGGCAUGGCAUUAAAAAGCUGGAUGCAUCCAAUGAGAAGCAGGUGGCCGACCACCAAGCAGCUGAGCAGUUCUGUGGCUUUUUUAGGAGCUUGACUGCUGAGCAUGGGUUGUCCCCUGAGCAGGUUUACAGUGCCGAUGAGACUGGCCUUUUCUGGCGAUGCUUGCCAAAUUCCAACCCAGAUGGUGGGACCAUGCCCAGUCUCAAGCAGGGCAAGGACAGACUGACUGUCCUGAUGUGUGCCAAUGCCACGGGCUCCCACAGAAUCAAACCCUUGGCCAUCGGAAGGUGUGGUGGCCCCAGGGCUUUCAGAGGCAUCCAGCACCUGCCUGUUGCCUAUAAGGCCCAGGGCAAUGCCUGGGUAGAUAAGGAAAUUUUCUCAGAUUGGUUCCAUCACAUCUUUGUCCCCUCAGUGCGAGAGCACUUCAGAACGAUAGGUUUGCCCGAAGACAGCAAGGCCAUUCUCUUGCUGGACAACUCCCGGGCCCACCCGCAGGAGUCAGAGUUGGUGUCUGAUAACAUUUUCACCAUCUUCCUACCUGCCAGCGUGACCUCCUUAAUUCAGCCCAUGGAGCAAGGUAUUCGAAGAGACUUCAUGAGGCACUUCAUUAGCCCUCCUGUCACCCUGCAGGGCUUCCAUUCCCGCUACAGCAUGAACGAUACCAUUUUCAACGUGGCUUGUGCCUGGAAUGCCGUGCCCAGCCAGGUCUUCAGGCGGGCCUGGAGGAAGCUGUGGCCUGCAGGUGCCUUCACUGAAGGCUCAUCUGAGGAGGAGGAAGUGGCGGCAGAGCACUGCACCUCUAAGCCUCACCACAAGACUUUUGCCCACAUCCUUGAGCUGGUGAAAGAGGGCCCCUCCUGCCCAGGCAGCAGGCUUCAGAACCUUGGGGCAGAGGAGCAGGGCACAGCUGGGAGGGAGGUGGGUGAGGCACACACUGCCGUGUCACUAGCCCAGGUGGAUGGGCCUGCAGAAGGAAAGCGAGGCACUGAAGAGGAAGAUGAAGCAGCCUGGGAGCAGGCAGCAGCAUCCUUUGAGGCUGUUGUACACUUUGCUGAACAGCAGCCCUGCUUCACCGUGCAGGAGGUGGAGCAGCUGCACCAGCUGCACUUUGCAUUUAGGCGACAGUGGCAGCUGAGGCAGCAGCAAAUUGCUUUGAGAGCGGUGGUCAAAAUUGAGGCCCUCCAGGAGUAUCCUGCUGGGAGCACAGCCCCAACCCGCUCCCCGUUGCCCUGCUCAUCUACAGCAGGUGAUCAGUGAUGAUACCCUGCAGCUUUGGGCUUCCUAGACUGGGCACAUGCUCAGACCCCCAGAGCUCUUGCCAACUGCUGUUACUCAGGAGGGCCUGGCCCCACAUGUUCCAGCUGACCAGGGUCUCUCUGUACCACUGGUCAUGUGAUCUAAAUGGGAGAAGACCUGCAAGGAGACCCCCAACCUGAAGCACCCCUAAAUCUUCUGUAGCUGCAGCUGAGGCCAGGCUGGGCCAUGUGUGUCAAGGGUAGGGUAUGUCUGCCCAAGAGAACACCAUGUAGGCCCUGGAAGGGUUGGUGGGCUGGGAGGGUGGGCAUUCCUGUGUGAGGUAAACCCUGAGCCUGGUAUCUGAGGUCAAGUUGCCAAUGACUGUGACUGUGACUCAGUUCAUCACCCCCAGUGCCAGUGUAGCCCUCUUGUGGCUACACAGGCAACAAACAUGUCAUCCUCUUCCAGGUGCCUACUUCAGCUAUGGUCCUAAAUCAACUGUAGCAUCCCCUGUGGCCAACAGGCCCCGCAGCUCAGGCCCAUGCCACACUGCACUGAUGGGGUGAGGUGGCUUCUUGUACAAAGUUAGAGCUAGUUGUCCGGGUCCUCUCAUUCCUAGGAACAAUGGACGCUAUGUGUUAUUUUCAGGCUUUGGUUCAAAGGCCAGAACAGAGUCCAUAGUCUAUACUUUCCUGAAUUUUAUGGUUACAGCCUUUAUGUGGAGAGACCUUAAUGAGGCAUUCAGAAAGCCCUAGGUUUGCACUGAGCAUGGUGAAACAGGCUGCUGGUUGCCGUAGCAGUGUUGGAGCUUUUAUCCUCAGCUCUUCACAGGUUAGUGAUACCCCCAGGGAAGGCGUGUCCACAUCAGUUGGUUUUACAAAGGCUUUUGUAGAAGGAUGCAGUCAAUGAUUUCCUCAGACCACGUAGCCGAUUUGUAGCUUCCCAUUUUAGGUACCAUGGCUGCCUAUACCUGUGAUUCCACAAGGCCCUUUGUCCAUGGUCAUUAGCGCCUCUGAAUGUACAUGAAAUAGUUGUAUUUUUCUAUGUUCUUUCCCUGCCUCCCCAUGAACUCCAUUCCCUCUCAGAUUCAAGACAUGGCAGCUGAAUCGGCACAUAGUUUUCAUUCCAGUGUUUGCUAGCUAUUUCACCUAGACUUUUGCUCCAGGAUCCCGUGAGAGCCAAGGGGACUUGGGGGAGAAUGGUUUGCUUUUUACAUCUGUCCAAACACUGAGGCCAUAGUCAUAGCCUCCGUAGCACUAGUGGCCAUGUGUGUCUCUUGCUCUAAAGGCAUGUGUGAAGACUAUAAAAAUCAGAUUGCAAA